Molecule: messenger RNA, 678 nt
Organism: Impatiens glandulifera
Lineage: Eukaryota; Viridiplantae; Streptophyta; Magnoliopsida; Ericales; Balsaminaceae
Exons: 3
Coding region: 1-678 (225 amino acids)
Source: RefSeq, a predicted model, not a curated record
AUGUCGUCGACAAGAUCAACCAGGGAUGCGGCGGCAAUGAAGAUUGGAAGAGAAGGGAACGUGACGCUCUCCUAUCCGUUACUCACGAAGAGUAACUACUCGUUGUGGGCAUUCAAGAUACGGGUAAACUUACAAGCACAAGGAGUGUGGGAAGCCGUGAUGUUCGAAGAUGUCGACGAACGGAUGGAUAGAAUGGCUCUCGCCGCCAUCUAUCAAGCACUCCCUGAGGACGUCCUUCUAUUAGUGGCUGAGAAGGAUUCCGCCAAACUAGCGUGGGAGACGCUAAAGACAAUGCAUGUUGGAGUGGAGAGAGUCAAUGAGAAUGGGGAAUCGGUGGAUGAUUUCGCCAUGAAAUUGACAUCCAAUUUGACUGGUAUCCGCUCGUUAGGAGAGACGGUGGAGGAGAUCUCUGUCGUCAAGAAGUUCCUUAGAGCCUUACCACAAACAUACAUACAGAUCGUUACAGCGAUCGAGCAAUUUGGUGACCUCAAGAAUAUGAUUGUCAAAGAGAUCAAAAACGGAGAAGCCGGUUUUUCUUCUAGAUCAUCGAGUCGUAGCGGCAACGGUGGAGAUAAUCGAGGUCGUGGCAAAGGGCAAGGAAAGGUCAAAGGCGAGGUUGUGCAGGAAGCUCACCUCGACAAGAAGGUACCAAACCCCGCAAAGACAAGAGCACAAUGA